This is a messenger RNA of Seriola aureovittata, 2651 nucleotides long. It is a transcript of the gene wnt7ab, whose product is annotated as protein Wnt-7a. The record is from RefSeq and is a predicted model, not a curated record. Gene Ontology annotation, molecular function: frizzled binding; cytokine activity. Gene Ontology annotation, cellular component: extracellular region. The transcript has 4 exons. The coding region runs from base 332 to 1384 and encodes 350 amino acids. Gene Ontology annotation, biological process: neuron differentiation; cell fate commitment; canonical Wnt signaling pathway. NCBI's taxonomy places the organism in Eukaryota, Metazoa, Chordata, Actinopteri, Carangiformes, Carangidae.
AUAGAUGAGCCAGAUAUAUAGCCAAGACCUGCGGGUUGCAGAGGAACUGUGAGAAAGAGAUAAUCGCACUUGCUCACCCACGGGUUACCUGUGACACCCUCGCAAUGACAAGAGGGCCCAGUGAAAGGGGGCCAAGUAAAGGGAGUUCGGAUGAUACCCUAUAGCCGGCAAACUUGUAAGAGUUCCCGAGCUGCGCUAGUUUUUGAUGCUUUUCGUCAUUUUGGAGUUCCGCUGGAGUUACCUGGGCUGCGAUCGAUCGGAGAAUAAGCGUCGCUCAUAAGUUACUCAUCAGCUCCACAGAUCGUUGCAUGAAACUGAGAGCGGGGCCGCAAUGAGUCGGAGAACACGACGCUGGAUUUUAAGAGUUUUACUUUGUCUGGGAAUUGUUUAUUUGAAAAUUGGUGGCUUCUCGUCGGUGGUGGCCCUAGGUGCGAGCAUAAUCUGUAACAAGAUCCCCGGUUUGGCCCCCAGACAACGGAUUAUCUGUCAGAGUCGCCCCGAUGCCAUUAUCGUCAUCGGAGAGGGAGCCCAAAUGGGCAUCAACGAGUGUCAGUUUCAGUUCAAAAACGGGCGCUGGAACUGCUCUGCGCUUGGAGAGAGGACAGUCUUCGGAAAAGAGUUGAAAGUGGGUAGCAAAGAGGCUGCGUUCACCUACGCCAUCAUUGCAGCAGGGGUGGCCCAUGCCAUUACCGCCGCCUGUACACAGGGUAACCUGAGUGACUGUAGCUGUGACAAGGAGAAGCAGGGUUUCUACAGUAAAGACCAAGGCUGGAAGUGGGGAGGCUGCUCGGCAGACAUCAGCUACGGCCUGGGCUUCUCAAAAGUAUUUAUCGAUGCCCGGGAGGUCAAGCAGAAUGCGAGGACACUCAUGAACCUCCAUAAUAAUGAGGUGGGACGCAAGAUCCUGGAGAAGAACAUGCGACUGGAAUGCAAGUGUCAUGGUGUCUCAGGCUCCUGCACCACCAAAACCUGCUGGACUACACUUCCCAAGUUCCGCGAGCUUGGCUACAUUCUCAAGGAGAAGUAUGCCCAUGCGGUGCACGUGGAACCGGUGAAAGCCAGCCGCAACAAGCGUCCUAAAUUCCUCAAGAUCAAGAAGCCUUACUCUUACCGUAAGCCCAUGGAUACAGACCUGGUGUACAUAGACAAGUCACCUAACUACUGCGAGGCGGACCCUGUGACCGGGAGCUUGGGGACGCAGGGCAGGGUGUGUAACAAGACUAUGAUGCAACACAUCAGCGGCUGUGACCUGAUGUGCUGCGGUCGGGGAUACAACACACACCAGUACUCCCGCGUCUGGCAGUGCAACUGCAAGUUCCUGUGGUGCUGCUACGUUAAGUGCAACACCUGCAGUGAGAGGACAGAGGUGUACACAUGCAAAUGAGAAUAUUUAUUGGAUGGUGUGUGUGAGUGUGUGUGUGUGUGUGUGUGUGUGUGUGUGUGUGUGUGUGUGUGUGUGUGUGUGUGUGUGUGUCAUGAUGAUGUUGAUGCAUGGGAGCAUGUGUGUUCAUAUCUUUGUGUUGUUAUGGACAAACUGGAACUGUCAAACUUAACAAGAAGGCUGACACUGCAGUCUUUUCAUACAUAAUGAGGAACUACUGUACUGUGUACGAAUACAGUAAGCGGAAGAUGGGGCGUCACGAUUCUUUUGCACACAAAGCUCUUCACUCUUCUUCAUGGAUUUCUGUGUUUGUUGGGGUGCAGUGCGGAGACAGUGUGACAAAACUGUACCGUGGCAUAUGGGACUGGAUGACCGCAGUGUGCGUCACCAAGGCAAAAUGUCAAGACUUUAAGCUAUACAUGUGGACAUUUUACUGACAUCUUGACUGUUUGGACUUUGCUAAUGCAGAUGAAUUAUGGUGGAUGUGAUUGCUGGGCAGAACACACUGCUGUAGUCCUCACUCCCUGUGCGCAGAUGAAAUGACACAACCAUUUGGAAUAUUUAACAUACUGUAUUUAGAGAAUGAAAAUAAUUAAUAUUAAUUUAUUCUAUAAAGAAAACUACUGAUUUUGUCCAUUUUGGAUCAAAAGUAACUAAAUGUUGGGAGGUUUUAGUUUAUUAAAGCAACCAAAACUUGUCCAUGGUUAACACACUGGAUUUGAAUCUGCCUGGAAUAAUGUGUCGUCUUGUAGAAUAAUGUUGUUCCAGAUGAAACUGCUGUAGGCUACUCACACUGACCUUCUGACCUUCUCAUGAGUUUGUCUGCCCCCUGUUUGCUGCUAGUCUAGAGAAUCCCACUUGUUGAGGUAGAAGGCUGUACGCUCUACUGACUGUCUUCAAUGGCAUUGCUCACUUCAAGCUCAUUUAGCUUAACUUGACUUAUUCACUGAUCAAAAACAUGGGCACAUUUUCCACUUUUGGUAAAUAUUGGUUAAUAGAGUAUAUUUUGUAAAAGCCUAUUUUUAUAUGAAUGUCUUAUUUAUAUGUUUUGCAUAUUCAAUGUCAAGUUCUGACCCUGACACCCUGUUUUGAAACCCUUGUGAAAAAAUUAUCUGAUAUAUGUAAGUUGGCCCCUGCUGUCACUGCCAUAGUUGUAUAUUGUAAGUGAUAGAAACUGUUCAUGUGUCAUGUGUUCAAACGUCUGUGUUUACUGCAUUUCAUGACUACUACUGAUGGAAUACAGGAACAGAAUAACACUAGGAAGACAUGA